Propithecus coquereli (Coquerel's sifaka) is the source of this 3555-nucleotide messenger RNA. RefSeq names its product solute carrier family 12 (potassium/chloride transporter), member 6 (gene SLC12A6). The record is from RefSeq and is a predicted model, not a curated record. Gene Ontology annotation, cellular component: membrane. Gene Ontology annotation, molecular function: potassium:chloride symporter activity. The coding region runs from base 97 to 3132 and encodes 1011 amino acids. Lineage: Eukaryota; Metazoa; Chordata; Mammalia; Primates; Indriidae. The transcript has 23 exons. Gene Ontology annotation, biological process: chloride ion homeostasis; cell volume homeostasis; potassium ion import across plasma membrane.
GGGCAUAAGAAAGCUCGAAAUGCUUAUCUCAAUAAUUCAAAUUACGAAGAAGGAGAUGAAUAUUUUGAUAAAAACUUGGCACUCUUUGAGGAAGAAAUGGACACCAGACCAAAAGUGUCUUCUCUCCUCAACCGCAUGGCCAACUACACUAAUCUGACUCAAGGAGUAAAGGAACAUGAAGAGGCAGAAAACAUCACAGAAGGGAAAAAGAAGCCUACCAAGACCCCCCAAAUGGGUACCUUCAUGGGCGUCUACCUCCCGUGUCUACAAAAUAUUUUUGGAGUGAUCCUCUUUCUACGCCUUACAUGGGUGGUAGGCACAGCUGGAGUUCUUCAGGCUUUUGCAAUUGUCCUUAUCUGCUGCUGCUGUACAAUGUUAACUGCUAUCUCCAUGAGUGCCAUUGCCACUAAUGGAGUGGUGCCAGCUGGGGGCUCAUACUUUAUGAUUUCCCGGGCACUGGGCCCAGAGUUUGGAGGGGCUGUUGGCCUGUGCUUUUAUCUUGGUACCACAUUUGCAGCAGCCAUGUAUAUCCUUGGUGCCAUUGAAAUCUUUCUGGUAUAUAUUGUCCCCCGGGCUGCCAUCUUUCGCAGUGAUGAUGCAUUCAAGGAAUCGGCAGCCAUGCUAAAUAACAUGCGUGUCUAUGGCACAGCUUUUUUGGUCCUCAUGGUAUUGGUGGUAUUUAUCGGCGUACGCUAUGUGAACAAGUUUGCUUCACUUUUCCUGGCCUGUGUCAUUGUGUCCAUCUUGGCCAUCUAUGCUGGAGCCAUCAAGUCUUCUUUUGCCCCUCCACACUUCCCGGUCUGCAUGCUGGGUAACCGCACCCUUUCAUCAAGACACAUUGACAUUUGCGCCAAGACCAAGGAAAUUAACAACAUGACAGUCCCAUCAAAGUUAUGGGGCUUCUUCUGUAACUCAAGUCAAUUUUUCAAUGCUACCUGUGAUGAAUACUUUGUUCACAAUAAUGUCACUUCAAUCCAGGGCAUUCCUGGAUUGGCUAGUGGUAUCAUUACAGAGAAUCUUUGGAGUAAUUAUCUACCCAAGGGAGAGAUCAUUGAAAAGCCCUCAGCCAAAUCUUCUGAUGUCUUAGGCAGCUUAAACCACGAAUAUGUUCUUGUUGACAUCACCACCUCCUUCACUCUUCUCGUGGGAAUCUUCUUUCCGUCUGUCACAGGUAUCAUGGCUGGAUCAAACAGGUCUGGAGAUCUGAAAGAUGCUCAGAAGUCUAUUCCCAUUGGUACUAUCCUUGCCAUCCUGACCACCUCCUUUGUCUAUUUAAGCAAUGUUGUUCUUUUUGGUGCAUGUAUUGAAGGAGUUGUUCUCAGAGACAAGUUUGGGGAUGCUGUGAAAGGUAAUUUGGUGGUGGGCACCUUAUCCUGGCCGUCCCCGUGGGUGAUUGUUAUUGGCUCCUUCUUUUCGACAUGUGGGGCUGGACUUCAGAGCCUCACAGGUGCACCAAGGCUGCUACAGGCUAUCGCCAAGGAUAACAUUAUACCGUUUCUGAGGGUUUUUGGCCACAGCAAAGCCAAUGGGGAACCUACCUGGGCUUUACUUCUAACUGCUGCCAUUGCAGAGCUGGGAAUCCUUAUCGCCUCCCUGGAUCUCGUGGCCCCAAUUCUUUCCAUGUUUUUUCUCAUGUGUUACCUCUUUGUGAACUUGGCAUGUGCCUUGCAAACAUUACUUAGAACACCGAAUUGGAGACCCCGAUUCCGCUACUACCACUGGGCCCUCUCUUUCAUGGGAAUGAGUAUCUGUCUGGCUCUGAUGUUCAUUUCUUCCUGGUAUUACGCCAUUGUAGCUAUGGUAAUAGCUGGUAUGAUCUACAAGUACAUUGAGUACCAAGGAGCUGAGAAAGAAUGGGGUGAUGGCAUCCGAGGGCUGUCCCUCAGCGCAGCCCGGUUUGCUUUGCUUCGGCUGGAGGAAGGACCUCCACACACUAAGAACUGGAGGCCUCAGUUGCUUGUAUUGCUGAAACUAGAUGAAGACUUACACGUCAAGCAUCCUCGCCUCCUCACCUUUGCCUCACAGCUCAAAGCAGGAAAGGGUCUCACUAUUGUGGGCUCUGUCAUCGUGGGGAACUUCCUAGAGAAUUAUGGUGAAGCCUUAGCAGCUGAGCAGACCAUAAAGCACCUCAUGGAGGCAGAGAAGGUAAAAGGAUUCUGCCAGCUAGUGGUGGCUGCCAAGCUGCGAGAGGGCAUCUCCCACCUCAUCCAGUCCUGCGGACUUGGGGGCAUGAAGCACAACACGGUGGUGAUGGGCUGGCCUAACGGCUGGCGGCAAAGUGAAGAUGCUCGUGCUUGGAAGACGUUUAUUGGCACAGUUCGAGUGACAACUGCUGCCCAUCUCGCUCUGCUGGUGGCUAAAAACAUCUCCUUCUUUCCCAGCAAUGUGGAGCAAUUUUCCGAGGGCAACAUUGAUGUGUGGUGGAUUGUGCAUGAUGGGGGGAUGCUCAUGCUCUUACCAUUCCUCCUGAAACAGCACAAGGUAUGGCGAAAGUGCAGCAUACGGAUCUUCACAGUAGCCCAACUAGAAGACAACAGUAUCCAGAUGAAGAAGGACCUGGCCACCUUCCUGUACCACCUGCGCAUUGAGGCAGAGGUGGAAGUGGUGGAGAUGCAUGACAGUGACAUAUCAGCUUACACUUACGAACGCACUCUGAUGAUGGAGCAAAGGUCCCAGAUGCUCCGGCACAUGCGACUGUCCAAAACAGAGCGGGACAGAGAGGCACAGCUGGUGAAAGACCGGAACUCAAUGCUAAGAUUGACCAGCAUUGGCUCUGAUGAGGAUGAAGAGACAGAAACUUAUCAGGAGAAGGUGCACAUGACUUGGACAAAAGACAAGUACAUGGCAUCCCGGGGGCAAAAAGCCAAGUCAAUGGAAGGAUUCCAGGACCUGCUUAACAUGCGUCCGGACCAGUCCAAUGUGAGGCGGAUGCAUACAGCUGUGAAGCUCAAUGAGGUUAUAGUUAACAAGUCCCAUGAAGCAAAGUUGGUUUUGUUGAAUAUGCCAGGGCCACCUAGAAACCCUGAGGGUGAUGAAAACUAUAUGGAGUUCCUAGAAGUGCUCACCGAGGGACUAGAGCGAGUCCUCCUGGUCCGGGGUGGUGGCAGUGAAGUGAUCACUAUUUAUUCGUAAUCUCUUCCUGAAUGACUCUGGCCUCACCUUUCCUAAAAGACCUCCAUCCUCCGUGGAAGUGCCAGCUCUUUACUACCACUGCUGCUCAACUAGAGGCCUGUGUUCUACACACGUCACACUGAAAUCUGGAUGAGCUGAGCCUCAAGUACUUGUGCAAAAGAGUACAAAUGGAUCUGCUCUUUGCUCCCAUAUGAUGUGCAGUCUUUACAGAAGCAGCAAAUAUUCCCGCAACAUCCAAACAAUGGUCAAGUCCUAAAUAAAAGCCAUGUCUGACUGAAGGCAAGGUAGAAUUAACAAGCUGUGCCAAUCAAUGAAUUGGUAAAAGGGAUGCUAGAAAUUCAACUGAAGACAAAAAGCAAGUAUAUAUCCAACAUUAGAGAUGAGUCUCAGAAAUCAUGGUUCAAUGAUGACAUCAGAGGGGUA